Neurospora tetraspora is the source of this 928-nucleotide messenger RNA. Its product is annotated as Rpp20 subunit of nuclear RNase MRP and P-domain-containing protein. The record is from RefSeq and is a predicted model, not a curated record. Gene Ontology annotation, cellular component: nucleolar ribonuclease P complex; ribonuclease MRP complex. Gene Ontology annotation, biological process: intronic box C/D snoRNA processing; rRNA processing; nuclear-transcribed mRNA catabolic process, RNase MRP-dependent. The coding region runs from base 266 to 928 and encodes 220 amino acids. Gene Ontology annotation, molecular function: ribonuclease P activity; ribonuclease MRP activity; RNA binding. The transcript has 2 exons. Lineage: Eukaryota; Fungi; Ascomycota; Sordariomycetes; Sordariales; Sordariaceae.
CGGCGCAACACCCGUUUGGCCACCUUGUUUACAAUCACCAACGAACAUUCAAACGCCCAGUUGCACUUCACCAAUUCAUCACCCAAAAGACUACAUAUCCCUUGAUCAAUUAUACGACCUGCGCAAAACCUUGAGCAAUCCAAGCAUAAAAAGACAGCCGGCGCACCAGGCCCAACCUAGGCAGCUCUCGAUUCUCAAUUCCAGAUUUCCAACUCGACACUCUGGAAUCGCGUCGCGCAAAGUCUCCUCAGCCCAGCCAGCCACCAUGGAGGCAUCAACAACGCCCAAACCGCUGCCUAACCGGCCAGACCAAAAGAUGCCACCUAUCCCCAAAGGCUCCCGCAUCCAAAAACGUCCUCUUCCCGCCCCCCUCUCCCACCGCCUCUCCUCCUCCAACACCUCCCGCUCCUCGACUCUUUCCACAAUACCAACCGACAUCGACGGCUUCCGCCCUCCACCGCGCGCUCCUCACACGCUCAUCAUAAAAGUCACAUCCUCGGCGCCCUUCAUGUCCCUCGUCAAGCGCGUGCGCAAGGGGUUGGAGUCUCGAUCCUCGCUUUCGCGACAACAAUCUACAAAAGGUUUGCCUUUGACGGCGAGGAUAGCUGCUCUUGACACGACUGGAGGAGGGGGCAAUAAAGAAGGAGGGGGAAAUGGGCUGGGGCCGGUGGAGGAUGCGCUGGAUGAUGUGGUUCUCGUCGCGACGGGGAGGGCAAUUCAGAAAGCGGUGGAGGUGGGGUGUUUCUUUACGAGGGAACGGGAUCUGAUGGUGUUGCUGAGGACGAGGACGGUGAGGGGGGUGGAUGAUGUUGUUAGGGCAGAAGAAGAAGAUGGUGGGGAGGAUGGGAGUGCGGAGGAGGAGGAGAGCGGGGCGAGGGUGAGAGCUGUUAGCUGUGUGGAGGUGGGGGUUCGGUGGCGGGCGACCUGA